GCAGCAACCGUGUUCUUUGGUAUGUUUCGCAGGUUUAUUAACUUGCCACUAAAACGACUGUGGGUCGGACAUCAACCCAGUCCAUACAUCCAACCCUGGCCACUGGUAAAGAGCAAUGGAUCUGCAUUUAGUCACCACCAGACUACCUUCUUCCAGGAUGAUCCUCCGAUGUCCUACGACAUUCUCACCAACGAUCUCAGCCAAACGGGCUCUUCGCCAUCGAUAAGACGGGUUCCACAGAAGGUCUGCAUUGUGGGCGAAGUUCACAGCCUCAAAGUCUGUGGAUGCAAACAUCCUGGCAGCUGCAUUUUUAUCAGUCAGAUGGGACGCCUCUACCACAAAGAAUCGGGCAGGGGCAAAAGGGAAUCCCGUCCAGACGUCUGCCAACGAGCUCGGCGUUUUAGGGAAAGAUCGAACGGAAAAAUCAACAAACGUCUAAGGGAUCUAAUGAACGAUGGUGUUGACGGAUUAGACAAGGGAAUUGAGAAGAACGAAAGGAUUAGCCAGAUGAAAAGGUCUUCCAAAAAGAAAUACUCGCCGAGUUCCUCUUACAGAUCAUAUCCAGAUGAUAAGGAGGCGUACCUCGAGUUUCAGAAACCCAAGCGUACAUUCAGGAAUUUUGUUACCAUGCUCAUGUCAAAGGGUAGAAAAGUAAGGCAACAAUUGCAGGAGGGAAAGGAUGCCGAUCUUCUGAGAUAUCACUCGGAUAACAAGGCUCUAAUGAAGCAUUAUAAAAAUAAAAUUAAAUACAAAAGGCAAAUAACGCAAAGACAGCUAAAGGCAAAGCCACAAGUUCCAAAGGCAAAAUAUAAUGACGAUUCGAUAGAUUGGACCUUUUUCGAAAACUCAUUAAAUCCACAGAAGCAAGAUGCAUUUUUUCCGUUUAAAACUAAGCCCAAAAGUACUGGAAGAGCAAAAGACAAAGAAAUAUCUUCACAUAACAAACCAAUACUUCCCCACUCACUGGAAGUAAUAAAGGAACGUGAGGAGAAGCUCAUAAGUAAAGCCAAGAAGGAAACUGAGGGUCGUCUUCCAUGUCUUAGAGAAUCUUCUUUUAAGCUCGGAAACCUACAAAAUGUGACUUCAUCUUCUGCAGAACAGAAAGUGGAUUCUAAGAGGGUCAACGAAAAUAUCAUGGAAUCAAGUUCCAACAAUUCCAGUGGUCAGAAAACCGAGUCAGGACUCAAAAUAAUUCCACCUGAUAAUCAAAAACCAACGGGCUUCUAUGACACUUUAAAAAGCAGAAUUCCGUGUGAUAAUAAUUCAGAAAAGAAAGAUUGUAAAACUGGAUUAAAGCCACCCAAUACUGCUGAAUGUAUCUCGAAAAUGACCUGUCCACGUUCAAAUGCUGCAAAAGUGGAUAACCAACCACGAUCUUGCCAAUCUGAUAACAGCUUGCAUAAAGCAUUUAAAAACCAGACUAGCAACAAUCUGUGGUGUUCUCCUGAAAAGGAUAUCGACAAAGGAGACAUAAAGUCUAAGAAAGAAGGCGAUUUCUCAAAGUUUUUUUCAAUGCUAGAUGAUAAAGACAAGCUGAAAUUUCGAGUAGCAGAGCUAAUGGCUAGGUGUAUGUUCCUGGUGGAGAAAAGAAUGCAACAGGAUUUGGACGGAAGUAAAGUCUGCAAUGUUGAGGAAAAGGACAAUAAUGUAAAUCAAUUAGUUGAAAAUUUCUGGAGGCAUUACAUACAGUGUUGUGAGUGCCAGAAAAUGGAUGUCUGCGCUCGUUCGAAAUCAUCAAUGUUGGGAAAUACGGAAAAAGGCAUAAUAAAUAAGGUAGAUAUUAUUAUUAAGCAGUGCACAAACAUAAAAGAGGUGAUCGAAGCACGGUCUCUGAAGAACCAAUGCAUUAAACACGGUCUUAGCCAAAGUAUUGUAGAAGAAUUCUGCAAAGCUAAGGCUAAGCUAGAAAAUAUGAGUGCAAAUGAAAAGCUUAAGACAGAAUCUAAUGAAUUUGGUCUGAAUCAAAACUGCGCCAUUGAGUCUUUAAAUGAUAAAUGUCAAGAAAGAAAUAAUUUCGUUGAAGACGUGCUAACAAAGAUGUCGUCAGAGUGCAAAACAUCUGAUAAGUACGAGCAAGACCUUUUGUCAAAAAUGAAACUCGUUAUAAAAGAAUUGCAAAAAAUGUUAGCAGAAGACAAGCUAAACAUAAGCAAAAAGCAUAAUCAAAAUAAUUUAUUUUCUGAAAAUAAACUAAAUGAUUUAAAUAAAUGUGCAGAAGAAGACUUAAAGAGUAAAUGUGCUGAAGAAGAACUGAAGGAAAAGUGUGCAAAGGAAGAAUUAAAGGAGAAAUGUGCUGAAGAGGAGUUAAGAGAGAUGUGUGCAAUAGAGGAACUAAAAGAAAAAUGCGCAGAAAAAAAAUUGAAGGAAAAAUGUGCAAAGGAAAAUUUAAAAGAAAAAUGUGCAAAAGAAGAAUUAAAGAAAGCAUGCGCAGAAGAAGAGUUAAAAAGGAAAUGUGCAGAAUACGAACUUAAGGAAAAGUGUGUAGAGCAAGAAUUAAAGGAAAAAUGUGCAUUAAAAGAGUUUAGGGAACUUUGUGCAGAAGAAGAACUGAAGCAGAAAUGCGCAGAAAAAGAUUUAAAGGACAAAUGUUCGGAUGAAAAUCUCAAAGAGAGAUGCUCAUUAAAGGAUCAGCAAAGACAAUGCGAAGAAUUCUCCCUGAGAAAGAGAUGUGCUGAAUUCACCCUAAAGAAGAAGUGUGAAAAUAAUAAUGGAGGCAAUUUCUUGAAUUUACUAGGAGAGCCAAAGAAAUAUUCGGAUGAGUAUAAGAAUUCAAAAAAGAUAAGUACUGAUGAAAAGCCCAACAAGAACUCUACCGAAAAGGAUCAGCACCGCAGUACCUUAGGAAAACUUAAAGAGAAGGUUGGACUUACGGGAAAGAAUAAUGGAAAUGUGAACAAGUUUUUAUCAACAAAAGCUAAUAAAUGGCAUCAGUCGUUUGGCAGACGAAAAUUAUCCGUAAAGGAGGACAUUCAAAACUGGGGACUUAUAAAGAAGAUUUUGGAUAAGGAAGACAAGGCGGUGCGAAACAAGGGACUUCAACAUGUAAAACCCUCUGAGCUCGAGGGGUUAGGUAUCUUCUUAAGAUCUGCCCUAUCAAGACCCAUGAGAAGACCACAACGAGGAUUGGAAGACGAAAACUGUACGGAUGACAGAAAGAGGUUUUUCAAUCCACGUCAGUGGUCUUUAUUUCCCGGGCUUGCCCCUCUGUAUUACCAAACUUUGCGACGGAGUCCUCUGCUGGAGAACAACUUCCUCGUUCGCCAAUUGCUUCCCAACCUGAAACCACUGGCCAUCAACGAUUACCUGGGUGUUUUCUGGCUCCAUCCCUUGAAUUCUUGUAACCCUUUCGGCAAACGGUGCUACAAAAGGGACGAUUUCAGCAUGGGUUCGUCCUUUUUGUAUCCCUUUACUGAAAUGGGUAGGAGGAAUUUUAAAGAUGGAGUAGUAAAAAAUAAUUAGAAGAAGAUGCGGGGAGAUCCUGAUGAGCGGCUACAGUGCUACUUACAAAUAAAAAUUUUAAACCAAAUUUAAAUAAAAAGCAAUAUACAACUUAAUAGAAAAGAAAAGACCAGCAAAACUACUU
Drosophila sechellia is the source of this 3583-nucleotide messenger RNA. RefSeq lists its product as uncharacterized. The coding region runs from base 22 to 3459 and encodes 1145 amino acids. NCBI's taxonomy places the organism in Eukaryota, Metazoa, Arthropoda, Insecta, Diptera, Drosophilidae. The record is from RefSeq and is a predicted model, not a curated record. The transcript has 2 exons.